UCAAAGAAAAGUGGCAUACAAACAAACAUGUAGACAAUCAUACUCGUUUCCUAUUCAUUUUCAUGCUCCAUGCUUCUUUUCUCACCUACUACCACAAGCUUCUUUGUUCUCCAUUUCCAUAAAGCAAACCACUUCUUUCAACUUCAUGUUUCUUCUUACAUCUCCCUCUUUCUUUUUCUCUUUGCUUAUUCCUCAAUACAUGGAUUGAUUUGACAAAAAGCUUCGACUCACAAGUUAAUCUAGUAAUAUACAUAAUGAGUCAUGUGAUUCAACAUCAUGCUACCAUUAAUUCUACUAGUCCCUAAAUUUCAUCAUUCAAGGAAAAUCAUUGCUUAAAAUGGAUCCAUUCAAUCAGAGUCACCAAAAGAACAACUUUAGGUACAAUCCAAAUUUGAACAAAACAACUCAAUUAGUUGAAGAUGAUGAUGAUGAAGAAGAAGAUCAAGAUUUCAUAGGACUACUAGAUAUCUUUGUUCAUCAUGCUAGCAAUAUUCAUAACAUAUGCAUCUAUGAUAACCAAGAUGUAUAUGCAAAAUUCUCCCUCACUUACAACCCUGAUGAGACUCUUUCAACAAGAAUCAUCAAUAAAGGUGGCAAAAAUCCAACAUUCAAUGAAAACUUGAGGAUGAAGAUAACUCAAGUGGAUGCUUUAUUGAAAUGUGAAAUUUGGAUGUUUAGUAGGUCAAGAACUCACAUGGAGGAUCAACUUUUAGGGUUUGCUUUGGUACCAAUUUCACAAAUUGUUGGAAAAGGAAAAGUAUCUCAAGAUUAUAGUCUUUCUUCAACUGAUCUUUUUCAUUCUCCAGCUGGAAUUGUCCAAUUAACUCUUUCUUUAGACACAUCUUUGAUAUCGGAAUCGGCUAAUAGUUCAUCAAUAUCGUCGGAGGUUAUUUUCCUUGAUCGAAAAGUUUCCGAAGUUAUGUUGGAUCCAAUUGAGUAUUCAAGAAUUGAGUUUCCUGAUAUAAGUGUUGUUAAGGAGAAUCAAGAAAUGGUUUCUGAGUAUUUCAAUCUUGCUUGUGCCUCAAGUAACAACAAAAACUCGAGAAAGUUUCUUCCUUUUCUUCAUCUUGGUUCAUCUCCUCAACUUGAUGAUUAUGAAAUGAUGGACUUGAGUUCACCGGACGAGAAACGAGUCAAUUCCAUUUCGGUUUCUCCGAAUGAAAGCAUUCAGAAUUCCGGUUUUGUAAGCUCGAUUAUCACAAGCUUAAGUGAUGAUAGAAAUUCAGGAGAUUCAAUUGAGAAAAAGAAUCAUUUAGGAGAUGAUACACCAACAUCAAAUAAAGAAGUUGAAUCAAGAGAUGAUGAGAAAGAAGAGAAAUUUCUAAAUAAAGGAAAGGAAUGCAAGAAGGAUAGGAAGAACAUAGAAGCUAUAAAAUUUGGACAUGUUUUUUCUUCUUCAUUAGGGAAUAUUAAUCUUGAAGCUGAGGAAUGUGUUAUGCAGAAGCAAAUAGUGGACAUGUAUAUGAGGAGUAUGCAACAAUUUACCAAGUCCUUGGCGAAAAUGAAGCUUCCGAUGGACCUCGACAAACCUGAAAGAGAAGACCAUAGUUGCGAUGAAAUUCAAAGUCACGAGAGCGAAAAAUUAGAAAAUGCUACGAAGAAAAAGGAUGGAUCGCGUGUGUUUUAUGGAAGUCGGGCGUUUUUCUAAUAACUUUCAAUUGUGGUUGUGACUGCACGAUUGUAGUUGUAUCAAUCACAUUAUUUUGUAAUAUCGAAUAUCGCAAUGCCACUUUAUCUUUUAAGAUUAUAUAAACCCAAAACAGACGACUUAACGAGUAUGUGAAAUUUUUCGGUGAUGUAAUUGUGGUAAAGUUUUUGUCAAUUUAGGAUUUGUUUGGAUUGAUUUA
Vicia villosa (hairy vetch) is the source of this 1847-nucleotide messenger RNA. RefSeq lists its product as uncharacterized. The record is from RefSeq and is a predicted model, not a curated record. The coding region runs from base 338 to 1648 and encodes 436 amino acids. The transcript is spliced from 2 exons. NCBI's taxonomy places the organism in Eukaryota, Viridiplantae, Streptophyta, Magnoliopsida, Fabales, Fabaceae.